UUUUGGUGUGUGUUCUCACUGAACAUUCAAAACUGUUUCUCCAAAGGGUUUUGCAAAAACUCAGACUGUUUUCCAAAGCAGAAGCACUGGAGUCCCCAGCAGGAGCAAUGGGCAGUGUGCGGACCAACCGCUACAGCAUUGUCUCUUCAGAAGAAGACGGCAUGAAGUUGGCCACCAUGGCGGUUGCAAAUGGCUUCGGGAAUGGCAAGAGUAAAGUUCAUACUCGACAACAGUGCAGGAGCCGCUUUGUGAAGAAAGAUGGCCACUGUAACGUGCAGUUCAUCAACGUGGGUGAGAAAGGGCAGCGGUACCUUGCAGACAUCUUUACGACAUGCGUGGACAUUCGCUGGCGGUGGAUGUUGGUUAUCUUCUGCCUGGCAUUCGUUCUCUCAUGGCUGUUCUUUGGCUGUGUGUUUUGGUUGAUAGCUCUGCUCCAUGGAGACCUGGAUGCAUCUAAAGAGAGCAAAGCAUGUGUUUCUGAGGUCAACAGCUUCACAGCUGCCUUCCUUUUCUCCAUUGAGACCCAGACGACCAUUGGUUAUGGCUUCAGGUGUGUCACAGAUGAAUGCCCCAUUGCCGUUUUCAUGGUGGUAUUCCAGUCAAUCGUAGGCUGCAUCAUCGACGCCUUUAUCAUUGGUGCAGUCAUGGCAAAGAUGGCAAAGCCAAAGAAGAGGAAUGAGACUCUUGUCUUCAGUCACAAUGCUGUGAUUGCCAUGAGAGAUGGAAAGCUAUGUUUGAUGUGGCGAGUGGGCAAUCUUCGGAAAAGCCACUUGGUGGAAGCUCAUGUCCGGGCCCAGCUUCUCAAAUCCAGAAUCACUUCUGAAGGGGAGUAUAUCCCUUUGGAUCAAAUAGACAUCAAUGUUGGGUUUGACAGUGGAAUUGACCGUAUAUUUCUGGUGUCCCCAAUCACUAUAGUCCAUGAAAUAGAUGAAGACAGUCCUUUAUAUGAUCUGAGUAAACAAGACAUUGACAAUGCAGAUUUUGAAAUUGUUGUAAUACUGGAAGGCAUGGUGGAAGCCACUGCCAUGACAACACAGUGCCGUAGCUCUUAUCUGGCAAAUGAAAUCCUUUGGGGCCACCGCUAUGAGCCUGUACUCUUUGAAGAAAAACACUACUACAAGGUGGACUAUUCCAGGUUCCACAAAACUUAUGAAGUACCCAAUACUCCUCUUUGUAGUGCCAGAGACUUAGCAGAAAAGAAAUACAUCCUCUCAAACGCGAAUUCAUUUUGCUAUGAAAAUGAGGUUGCCCUCACAAGCAAAGAGGAAGAUGACAGCGAAAAUGGAGUUCCAGAGAGCACUAGUACGGACACAUCCCCUGACAUAGACCUUCACAACCAGGCAAGUGUACCUCUAGAACCCAGACCCUUACGGCGAGAAUCGGAGAUAUGACUGACUGAUGCGUUCUCUGGAUUAUUUACUUUACAACACAGUCUGUUGGUCAGAGGCCCAAAACAGUUACACAGACGACGGUACUGAUCAAGAGGUGGGUCAAGGCAAGAAGCCACAAGAGAUUGAGGCUAGCACAAUGGUUUCAAAGGAAGACUGUAAGCGCGAUGGUUAAUGUAAAGCACUAAACAUGCCACCGUGUGACCCGAUGGCACAUAUAUGUUCUAGAAUAAGUUAUGGGUUUUUAUGUUUUGUUUUGUGUUUUUACAAAACUUGAACUUGCAGGCAAGCCUUGGUUGGGUAUUUGACUUAUCCAGAAUGCUUCUUGUUAGGGAACAAGAAUGUUUUUAAUGGCAUAACAAAGGCAAGACUCUGCCUUAAUUUUUGAAAAGCUGCUAACUACAUGAACACAAAUUGUAUUUUUGUUGCAGUGUAGUUUUUCUUUUGUGUAAUUUAAAAGUCAGUGUUGAACUUUGUUGAAAGCUUACGAUGCGCUUCAAAGUGGCAAGUAUUUGGCUAUUAACUGCCAAAAUGAGAGCCUGAUUUUUUGAGGCCAGUAAUUUGUUUGCUAGAAUUGAUUUUUUUUUUUUUCCUCUCUCUCUCUCUUUGGUUACAUAAGGGCAUUAUGUAACACUAGCCAAAUGGUAGCCUCCGGGUUGUUGUCGUUUUUGUUUUUGUUUUUUUUUUCCUCCCUCCAUGAUGUUAAUGGGUUAUCUCAAAUUUUAAGUUAGACUACCUAAGAUAAAUACCAAAGAUAAUGCACAGUUUUGCACAGUGGAGCUUAUGCUUAAAAAGAAACAGUGCCCCAUGGGCUGCCUUGAAAUGGAGAGACGGUAACUUUGAACCUCAGCAAGACCUUGAACAGUCUGCUCACUUCGUAUCUUAGUCAAUAGAGCAUCAUACGUACAGAACUAGUCAGUGUAGUGCAUUUUUCAUUUUAAAUUUUGUUCUUUCAUGAAACGUUUUUGUUUGAAGAGGACGAGGAAGAAGAAAAAGGAAGUAAAAUUCACAUGAACUCAAUAUCACUAAUUUUUCCUUCCUGCUAGGUAAUGCUGGCCAGGGUAAUGCACAAAUUGAGAGCCAUUGAUGUGUUCUUAGAUUUUUUUCCCUGGGCUUUCCCUUUUUGCACAUUCCAAAAUGUAUUCCAAAGAUAAGAUCUUGGUUGAACUUUGUCAACAUCCUGACAUCUUCAAAACUGAGCCACCCAGCAUGAAAAAUUAAGAGGCUUAAUCCUUGCGAUUGAAGCCAUUGCCUUGACUCUCAGGACAUUUCCAGCAUGACUUCACCUUAGAACAGAUGCCAUGCCUGGUUCUACAUGGGUUCUUUUGAUCUGUGAGCUCAGAGCAGUUCUGCAGGGUCAUCGAGGACCAUAGAUGCCAAAGUGGGAAAGCAGGGAGGUAUGGAUCAGCCUCUUCGAUGUAGUGCAUCAGCUCAAGCCAUUCAGGAGAGGAAAGUUGCCUUUUUUUAUGGUAGAGGACAGUAAUAAAAAUGUCUCAAUGUUUUAGAGACAAAGAGAAUCAUAAAAAUAUAACACCAUCACAAGUAAAGGAGACGCUGGUCUAACAGGAUCAUUUCCCCAUUACAUGUGCACAUUCAUGGUUACGUGAUAGCUGGCCAUUGUCUCCUGUGGAGCCCGAGAACAGGUUACUAAGGACACAUUGUUUUCUAGAAGCAUCUCCUGCCUGGCUGCCUGCCUUGCUAGAAACUUUAUUUUUGUUUUUAGAAACUUUUUUUUUCCACUUUAGCUCAAGAAUGGAAUUCUUUUAAUUUUUUUCUUUCCUUUAUUUGUGAAUUCUGGGGUGACUGACUUUAAUUGGAGUCUUAAAAUCAACUCUCUUAUGGUAUUAUAUCCCUGUAUGCCAUUAAAAAACAGCUUGUUCUAGAAUCAUAUAUUUUGUACGUUGAUGUUCGUGAUGGUCUCUGGUUCUUGAACAGCCAUAUCUGAAUGCAGUGCCUGCACAAAUUUGACAGUUUUUUUUUUUUUGCUGUUUUCAGCCUUCAAAUUUGAUGGGUUUGGAAACCGUGGUGUUAUUUUGAUGGAAACCAAGAAAGAGAUGUUAAAAUGGAUAUUAUUGUAAAUCCACACUGAAAGGCAGGUUUGGGAAGUUGUUUGAAGAGUGGGAAGAAUUGGAGAUUUAUUGGACAAGAGAACUUGCAGAGAGGCAAUAAUUUGGCUGUUGACAGUGAGAGGGUAUUGAGGGCUUCAGCUGCUGCUAUUAUGAUGUUUUGCAAAGGAAAAUAAUUAAACCAAAGAGUAUUCAGUGAUAUGUAAAUUAAAUGAAGAUGCAGUGGAGAUUGGGGGUGAUCACAAAGGAGGCUCCUCCCAAACACACAGUGCUGCCACUUAAAAAGACUUGAGAUAUUUGACAGGGGUGGGUGUGGGGGUAAGAAAGGAGGGGAACCUUUCAACUUAUUUCUGAAAAAGAGAAAAAAAAUCUAAAAUUUCUGGUGCACAGGUUUGUUUGUUUGUUUGUUUUUUUCCAAGAAAAUUUUGCAGAAGCUAUGUUUUUAAAGUGUACAUUUUAUAAAGUUUAUCAGAUAUUUUCAUAUUUAAAGCCAAAUGUAAAUAGAAGUCUGUAAAGGAAAAAAAAAUUGCCGUAGAAAGUAUAAUUUUAGUGCAGCAAUUUCUGAAAGCUAGUACCUAUAUGCUACCGGUUAGCAUGGUUUUAGCGAAUAUUUACCGGCCUUAUAAGGUUCGUAUUGCUAUGUUCUUCUGUUAUUUAUUUCAGCAUGGACUGUUCAUUUGAAAGCUUUUUCUAGUUAUUAGCAUUUUAACAGUUACAAACUUUAAAUGGCAAUUAUUAUUAUUAUUAUUUGUCAAGAGCCAAGACACAGGUAAUGCACGACAUGUAUUGCUGCAUUUUACCUUCAAAAUAUUUGCCCUUAUUGACUGGGUCUCCUUAACUAGUGCACACAUGUCAUUAGAAUGCAGAU
Tupaia belangeri chinensis (Chinese tree shrew) is the source of this 4322-nucleotide messenger RNA. RefSeq names its product potassium inwardly rectifying channel subfamily J member 2 (gene KCNJ2). The transcript has a single exon. Bases 108 to 1391 code for a protein of 427 amino acids. Gene Ontology annotation, cellular component: plasma membrane. NCBI's taxonomy places the organism in Eukaryota, Metazoa, Chordata, Mammalia, Scandentia, Tupaiidae. Gene Ontology annotation, biological process: regulation of monoatomic ion transmembrane transport; potassium ion import across plasma membrane. The record is from RefSeq and is a predicted model, not a curated record. Gene Ontology annotation, molecular function: inward rectifier potassium channel activity.